AUGGCGGCGGAUCUACAACCCGAGUGGAUUUCUUGUCUCCCGUCUUCCUGGAGUUAUGGGGUUACUCGGGAUGGACGCGUCUUCUUCUCUAACGAAGAAGCCAAGAGUACAACCUGGCUGCAUCCAGUAAGUGGCGAGGCAGUUAUAACCGGGCACAGGAAAACUCCAGACCUACCCACUGGAUGGGAAGAGGGAUUUACUUUUGAAGGAGCACGGUGCUUUAUCAAUCACAAUGAGCGGAAGGUGACCUGCAAGCAUCCUGUCUCAGGCUUACCCUCACAAGACAACUGCAUCUUUGUCGUCAACGAACAAUCUGUCUCCAAAGUGCCAGCGAAUGAGAAGAAGGACCGGCCAGUAAGCACCAUGAGUGAGGCCUCCAACUACACGGGCGGCUCGGACUACGCUGCAAACCCCAGUAGCCCAGCAGGAAGACCCUCAAGACCUUCUAAAAAAAUUCACAACUUUGGGAAGCGAUCCAACUCCAUCAGGAGGAAUCCCAGCGCCCCAGUUAUCAAGAGAAACUGGCUUUAUAAACAGGACAGUACAGGGAUGAAGCUGUGGAAAAAGCGGUGGUUCGUCCUGUCCGACCUGUGCCUCUUCUACUACAGAGAUGAAAAAGAGGAGGGGAUACUUGGCAGCAUCCUCCUACCAAGCUUUCAUAUAUCCAUGCUGUCUGUCGAUGAUCACAUUAACAGAAAAUAUGCCUUCAAGGCGACACAUCCCAACAUGCGGACAUACUAUUUUUGCACAGACACCGCCAAAGAGAUGGAGUCUUGGAUGAAAGUAAUGACAGAUGCUGCACUUGUGCAUUCAGAGCCAACCAAAAGGAUGGAGAGGCUAAAAGUGGAGCAGUGUGGACCACAAGAGAUCAACCAUGUCUCCAACCACAGGCAGCCACUCACACAGCCUGAGAUCCAGAACAAUGAACGCAACCGUGAGGUUGACCGAGAGCACAUUGCUGCAGUCACCACCGCCACAGAAGAAGAGGAGAGGAAGCAGCGAGAUGCUGAGCGCUAUGGCUUCCAGAAGGACGGGGCUGAGCGGGAACGCCCACUUACCAAGAUCAACAGUAUCAAACUGCAGCCAACCCAGGCGGCAGCCAUCAAGGCUAACAUGACCUCGCCGCAGCCUACGACUGAGAUCGACAGGUCACACCAUAGCCCCCGGGUGAAUGGAUCUGCAGACCAGUGUCAAACUGAUGGGAGUGGAGCCCCUCCUCAGCAAAGUCCCUCCCUGGAGCCUGACCGUAGCCUGAGUAGGACGAGCUCGAUGCAGCAGCUGGAGCAGUGGGUUCGCACACAGCGAGGGCGUAACCAGGAUGAUGAUACCAGGAGCAUCACAUCCUACCAGACGCUGCCCAGAAAUAUGCCAAGCCACCGGGUACCCUAUAUGCCUCAUUAUGGAGAUGGCUACCGCAGCAUGCCCAGGAACAGCAUGGCACAGCGGGACAGCAUAUGCAGCUUGUCGCCGUCGUUGUACGAGCAGGCCCUGGGUCCCGCAAUGGCUGAUAAGCGCCGCUCCAUGCGCGACGACACCAUGUGGCAAUUAUACGAGUGGCAACAAAGACAGGCCUACACCAGACAGUCUGGGCUCUACAGCAAUAUGGCCAGUCCCAAAACCAUGAUCAACUUGUCCGAGCACGCUGCACCGAGCCACUCCAUUCCCCCCUCGCCCUCCCACGGCUCCCUGUCCAUGUAUGGGGGUUACUCUCCAAUGCGAUCUUACAACAUGGGCAGUGCUCGUUCAGAAGUUUCCUCUCCCGUCUACAGAAGAGACUUGAGCAUCGACAGACGGCUCAGGCCACAAGUCAACAAGUAUGCCUACCCACCUGAUAGGAGGUCUAUGCCUGCAGGGAUCCCCAUCCAGACUAUCACUGCCCAGUCUCUCCAAGGCAAAACACCUGAGGAACUGACUUUGCUGCUGAUAAAGCUGCGGCGGCAGCAGGCAGAGCUAAACAGUAUCCGGGAGCACACUGUAGCACAGCUUAUGCAACUAAACAUGGAUGGCGACAACCCAAAGAACGACAUUCUCUCCCAUCACCUCCAAAGGAACCUCAUGUAUUUGGACAAUCAGAUGAAGGAAAAUGACCCUUUAAUCGCCAUGACUCACUCUUUGAUUGAGAACUCUGCCCCAAGGCCUCAACUUUACCAGCAAUUGAGUCCAGAAGACUUCAGGGAACAAGCCUAUACAUGUAUGCCAGAAGAAGUGGAUAUUGAUACUAAACUUAGCAGGUUGUGUGAGCAGGACAAAGUGGUGAGGACACAGGAGGACAAGGUCCAGCAGCUGUACAGAGAGAAGCACACCCUGGAGACAGCGCUUCUGUCAGCCAGUCAGGAGAUAGAGAUGGGCUCUGAUACCCCAGCCGCCAUGCAGAGUGUCAUCCAGCAGAGAGACUUACUGCAGAGCGGCCUGCUCAGCACCUGCAGAGAGCUGUCCAGAGUCACUGCUGAGUUGGAGCGGUCAUGGAGGGAAUACGACAAACUGGAGGGAGAUGUGACUCUGGCUAAGAACAACCUGCUGGAGCAGCUGGAAGCACUGGGGAGCCCUCAGACGGAGCCUCCCAGUCAGCAGCACGUUCACAUCCAGAAAGAGCUGUGGAGGAUUCAAGAUGUGAUGGAGGCCCUCAGUAAACACAAAGCCCAGAGAAACGCUGUUGAAGGGAUGGGUUUCUAUGGACCCAAAGCCAACUUUAGUAAGCACAAAAAUGAGGGUCCUGACUACAGGCUGUAUAAGAGCGAACCAGAGCUCACCACAGUGGCAGAAGUGGACGAGAGCAAUGGAGAGGACAGAUCUGAACAUCCAUCUGACAGAGAACACGCUGGACAAAAAGGGAUGUCGUACCCAGUUGGCAUCGUCCCACCCAGAACCAAAUCUCCAGUGCCUGAAUCUUCCUCCAUAGCUUCAUAUGUUACAUUAAGGAAGAGCAAGAAGCCUGACCCCAGGACGGAGCGUCCACGCAGCGCAGUGGAGCAGCAGCUGUGUGCUGCAGAGAGUGGCCGUCCCAGGAUGAGUGUGGAGGAGCAGCUGGAGAGGAUCCGCCGCCACCAGCAAGGUACCCUCAGGGAGAAGAAGAAAGGCCUCAACAUCCGAGGAAGCAGCCAGGAGAACACACCCUCUCGCAGUCACUCAUUUACGAAAGAAAACCAUUUCCGCAGCAUGCAGUCUCAAAUGAGGCGUAGAGAUGAGGUGAUAAGCAGCGACAUUCAGGAGCUGGAGGCCUCUCUCAGGCAGCAGGAAGUGGUGAGGGAUCAGGAGACGCCUGCUGAGGAGAUUGCCCGCCUCAAAGAGUCCUCGCAGGCUGACCACUUUAAUGUGGACCGAGAGCUCUCUGUGCCUGACAAAGUGCUGAUUCCUGAGCGUUACAUUGAAUCAGACCCAGAGGAGGCUCUGAGUCCUGAGCAGGAGGCUGAUAAGCAGAGGAAGGUUGACCGCAUCAAAGCCCUCAUAGCCAAAAACAGCAUGCAAAAUGUGCUGCCUAGUAUGGCUCUAAGCCCAGAGGAGGAGACUGAAGAGGAGGUUACAGUACAGGAGAAAGAGAAGAUGAUUAAUAUCUCCUACGAACUGGCAGCAGAGGCCUCCAAACGCAGCAAGCUGGUAGCAGUGAAAAGCCUGUCGUCCUCUUCCCCACCCCUUCCACAGUCUCCCAACACACCCCCUCAACUCACUGACGGUUCUCACUUCAUGUGUGUGUAGUAGCACCACACAGGCCCUGGCCUCAGUGAAAACGUACACAUGAAGGAAACCGCAGGGGAGGUCUAAAGCAGUUCCCGAAGACUUUCUCCCAGGAGAUCAGCACAAGGCCUCAGCCUACAGAGAGUGAAACUGCCUACUCCAUACUCACGGGUCAACCUCUGACUUCUGUAUGCUCACUGUGACGUCUUAAGCUCCUAUGCCACAAACAACACUUUUUUUUUUGUGUGACAUUUUCUCUGUUAUCGCCCCUCUUUAGGGUGCAACACUCUCCUCAGCCUCAUGACAAUACACGCGUUACUGUUGCAGUUUCAUCUUCAGUUUUUACAAGGCUUUUAUGUUCAUUUUUAUUAUUUAUAUGGUUUUACUAGGUUCUUGUAUGAAUGUGGGCCAGUGUCUAUCUGUACAUAGAGGAGGCUAAGAGACUGUUGUAAGCCUCGUGGCCCAUGACAAAAUGUUUUUCCAUGCCACAGUUUUCAUUCACGUUUCACCACUUGUUCAAAAAAAGGUUUCAAGAACAUGUUUUCACAUACUUCUGUUGAGUCUUUAUUAAUUCACUCAAUUUGCUUUUUGGACAUUGGUCAUUAGGAAACCAGUCAUAUUUAUCCAUUUAUUGUAAAGAACAUUUGUCUAUGCGAAAGAUGAGUAGAUAAGAGAUAUAGAUCCCUCCAUUAUAAUGAAAGGAGGAGUCACUUUAUUGCUGCAAACUUAAGAUUAUUUGUAAUUUCUCAUAUUUCUGGGUUAUAAUUAUUUAAAAAUGGGAUCAGCAGUCCCUGGCGCAUUGUUGCCAACAUAUAUGUGAAUGUUCUGACUUAAGUCACUCUAUACUGUCCUUUUUUAUUGCUAAGAGAUAUAUUUAAACUGAAAGAAGGAAAGUAAAAUCAGAGUUUGAUUCUAUUUUAUGACAUGUUGGUUUGACGCCCUGGAACUAAAAAGAAAAAAAAAGAAGAAGAAGGAUUAGCACGUGUAAAAAGCAAUAAAAAUAAGAUAAUUUUUUUGUGUGUAUAAAGUGUAAUUAUCAGAGGUUUACUGUGUAUAUAAUGUACAUGGUACAGCUGGAUGGGAGGAUAUGUCCAACAUAUGGUUACAUACGAGAUUUGACUUGCAAAUAUCCAGUUCAUAUCCCAUCUGUUUUAUAUCAUGUUAAAUAAAUGUUGCUGUUCUUAA
This is a messenger RNA of Stegastes partitus (bicolor damselfish), 4857 nucleotides long. RefSeq names its product pleckstrin homology domain containing, family A member 5 (gene plekha5). The transcript has 28 exons. The record is from RefSeq and is a predicted model, not a curated record. Gene Ontology annotation, cellular component: cytosol. Lineage: Eukaryota; Metazoa; Chordata; Actinopteri; Pomacentridae. Gene Ontology annotation, molecular function: phosphatidylinositol-3,5-bisphosphate binding; phosphatidylinositol-4-phosphate binding; phosphatidylinositol-3-phosphate binding. Bases 1 to 3693 code for a protein of 1230 amino acids.